AUGCACGGUACACUCACACUUUACCUCUUGGCCAUGCUGCUGGGCCAGGGGUGCCUCAUCCUUGGUGAGCUUAUCUCCAAGAAUGACUUGAGCGCCUUCCUUGCCAGCCGCGAAGAUUUGUCGAUAUUCUUCGAACUCAUCAAGACUUACCCGAGAGGCCUCGACGGGGUUCCCUCCAUGGCGGCCACCUUCCUGAUACCCGACAACCAAGCAUUUGACAAGCUUACAGGCUGGAAUUUCUACAACGAAACCCAAGCAAUCGAUACUAUCCGAUAUCACAUUUUCCCAGACAUUGUGCCUGUCAGCACCACCCACACUGGUAUUCCCGUGUUCGCCCGGACCCUGCAGUCAGACGAGGAGGUGGUCUUCACCUCUGGAGCUGACAGACGCUCCACGCUUCUGAAGGGAGAUAUCAAGAUUGCCGACGGGCUGAUACAGAUCAUCGACACUGUGAUGAUGCCGCCUCCAGACUUGGAACAGAUAUGCAGCGAAUAUACACCACUCAGCGCUUUCCUGGGUGCGCUAUACCGGACCAACCUGGCCGAGGAAAUCAUCACGUCCAAGGAAGUCACCAUCUUCGCACCCAACGAUGCAGCAUUCCAGCGCACGGCUGGGGCCCUUUCCAACCUGUCGACACCGGAGCUCGCGGAAGUGUUAAAGUUCCAUGUCGUGCCAGGCGCUGUGCUCUACAGCACCGACCUCCUCAACGACACUACUUUGACAACUCUAAAUGGGGAGAAAAUCACCGGUCCGUACCUGUAUCCUUUGACGGACGCUUUUCUCUUCUGUUUAGCAUACUCUUCAUUGUAUAACUUGGCUUCCAAGGCAAUUUACUAA
Molecule: messenger RNA, 837 nt
Organism: Diaporthe batatas
Lineage: Eukaryota; Fungi; Ascomycota; Sordariomycetes; Diaporthales; Diaporthaceae
Exons: 3
Coding region: 1-837 (278 amino acids)
Source: RefSeq, a predicted model, not a curated record